Molecule: messenger RNA, 576 nt
Organism: Drosophila suzukii
Lineage: Eukaryota; Metazoa; Arthropoda; Insecta; Diptera; Drosophilidae
Source: RefSeq, a predicted model, not a curated record
AUGCGUUUGACGUUGGCACUUUUGGUGCUGAUCGCACUGAUCGUCGUGGCCACCGAGGCCCAAAGGAAUCAGAAGAGGACGAAGGCCAGGACUUUGGUUAGAAACACUCCCCGUCAAUCGCGAUCUAAAACAAGUAAUGCCCGAACUAGGAACCUGAAAAGACGAUCGAUAAAAGCCCGUAACUCCAAUCGCAAGGCGGUGAUUGUUGUUGGCAACGGCAGCAGUUCCUCCAGCAGCAGUUCCACACCCGCCUCCCGAUGCACCACCACCACCACGAGCUGCUAUGUCAACUCCAAUGUCUGCGGUCGAUGGAGUUCCACCCGCAGGUGUCAUCGGUUCAAGAACAGGUGCCUCAUGGAGCAGGCCAAUUGCCAGACAAGUGUUUCCAGCUGGAAUGUGGUAAACCUGGCCAACUGUACGAGCAUAACUGUCAAUAAUACUGGCACCUGUAGCAGCACCUUUUCAUCUUCAUCGAGUUCAACAUCCAGCUCUGCCUUGGCCAGCAUUCUCUCCACAAUUUUGGGAUCAUCAUCAUCUCCAUCGAGCGUCACGCCCAUUAUUAUCCGAAGAGGUUGA